AGUAUUCAAUUACUGCAAGAUCAGACAGUUUCCACUUGGGUUUCGGUAACAGCAAAAGGUGUCAAUUUUGAAGAGUUUAUGGAUAUGAAGUCUGAAGUAUCUCAUGUCGCGAAUGCUGAACCUGUUUGUCCUGAUCUUAAGCAUUCGUCACUCGUUACUCUAGAUCAUCUACCUGCUUAUCGCUUGCAUGAUCAGUUCAUUUUUUAUAAGCCAGAGAAAGCUCUUACAGAUGCAUUUCAAGGAUUAGGAAAUGGACGUGAACGAAUGGAACAGGUCGCUAGUCGCAUUGCUAAUGCAAUGAGUCCAUCGAAAAAGAAUCGAUCACUAAAAAAUAUUUCUUCAUCAGAUACAAAUAUACAUUGGACUUUAUCAACUGCUUCAACUUUAUAUUGGCGAGUGAAGGGAGAUGCGGUAAACGCCAUCAAAUGCCUUAGGCACUCACUGAACAAUUCACCAGCAGAUAUGAAAGACAUUUCUUUAUUAAGUAUGGCGAAUAUUUAUCACCAAGCAGGCUUUCUACAUAGUGCUCUAAUCGCUUGUGGCAGCGCACUUGGAAUAUCACCCAAUCUUGUGGCAAUUCACUUUACAUUAGCAAAUAUAUAUUCAUCGAUGGCAGAUUACAACAAUGCUCUGCAGUUUUAUUAUUCGACCCUUUCACUUCAGUCGAAUUUCGAACCAGCUAAGGAACGAAUUCGCAUAAUAUAUUGCAAUUCUGGGCAAUCAGUGAAUCUUAGAAAUCGUUUUGAGGUUUUGUAA
This is a messenger RNA of Dracunculus medinensis (Guinea worm), 756 nucleotides long. Lineage: Eukaryota; Metazoa; Nematoda; Chromadorea; Rhabditida; Dracunculidae. The record is from the annotation of a GenBank genome assembly.